GAAUUAGUGACGAAUAAGGUUAAUUUUAUUGAUAUUGGAUGUAAAGUCGCUAAACUAAUAUGAUAAUUACCAAAUCGAUUUAUUAAACACGAUUUUCGCAAUUGUGAGCAACAGAAUAAAUGAAAGAAAUGGAGGAUAAGUGGAAACUAGUAGCAGCGUUUCUCCAAAAUAAAGGUUUGGUGAAACAGCAUAUAGAUUCUUAUAACUAUUUUAUUAACGAGGAAAUAAAAAACAUUGUUAAGGCAAAUGAAAAGAUUCAAAGUGAUGAGGAUCCACACUUUUAUUUAAAAUAUUUAAACAUACAAGUUGGCAGACCCAAACUUCAAGAUAGUUGUACGUUAAAUCGAGAUUAUGAUACAACACCACAUGAGUGCCGUCUAAGAGAUUUAAAUUAUUCUGCUCCAAUUGAAGUAGAAAUUGAAUAUGUAAGGAAUAAUCCGGACAAUAAGGAAGGAGGGGGAAGGCAGCGAACAUGGAAAAAAGUGGUCAUUGGAAUGAUGCCAAUAAUGUUGCGCAGUUCUAACUGCGUGUUAACUAAAAAAUCUGAGUCCCAGUUAGCUAAAAUAAACGAAUGUCCGCACGAUCCUGGUGGUUAUUUUAUCAUAAAUGGCCAGGAAAAAGUUAUAUUGAUACAAGAACAGAUGGUCAGGAAUAGAAUAAUUUUAGAGGAAGACAGCAAAAACUGCGUCGUCGCAUCAUGCAAUAGUUUUACUCAUGACAAAAAGACAAAGACGAAUGUUGUCGGUAAAUCCGGAAAAUAUUACCUGAGACACAAUAUGUUUCAAGAUGAUAUAUUGAUAACCAUUAUUUUUAAAGCUAUGGGCAUAAUAAGCGAUUUGGAGAUCAUGCAAAUGGUCGGGACGCAAGAAAAAUAUUUGGACAAGUUUGCGGCUAGUCUAGAGGAAUGCCAGAGAGAAGAUGUGAAUAUUUUUUCGCAGGAUCAGGCAUUGAAGUACCUCAACAGCAAACGGAAGCAGACGAGAUUUUAUGUCCCAAAAUCUCGCGUUACUGAUGAGAUGAAAGACGCAUUAGCAACAAAUAUAUUAUCCCACGUACCUGUUAUCGAUUUCAAUUUUAGACCAAAGGCGCUAUAUCUCGCCCUGAUGAUCAGGAGAGUUAUAAACGCGCAAUCCGAUCGCAGUCUGAUUGACGACAAGGACUAUUACGGUAAUAAACGUCUGGAACUGGCUGGUUCCCUUCUCGCCCUUAUGUUCGAAGAUCUGUUCAAAAGAUUUAAUUGGGAGCUCAAGCAAAUUGCUGAUAAGAAUAUCCCCAAGAUAAAAGCAGCUGCGUUUGACAUAGCUAAGCACAUGAGACACGACCUGAUUACCAAUGGAUUGGCAUUCGCUAUAUCGUCGGGUAACUGGACAAUCAAGAGAUUUAGAAUGGAGAGGCAUGGUGUGACGCAGGUGUUAGCACGACUGUCGUACAUCUCCGCGCUUGGCAUGAUGACGCGAGUCCAGUCGCAGUUUGAGAAGACCAGAAAGGUUUCUGGUCCACGUUCAUUGCAGGGCUCGCAAUGGGGCAUGCUGUGCCCAAAUGAUACGCCUGAGGGAGAAGCCUGCGGCUUAGUGAAGAAUCUGGCUCUGAUGGCUCACAUCACCACAGAAGUGCCAGAAGAGCCGAUAAUAAAGCUGGUGCUUAAUCUCGGCGUGGAGAACAUUUACGGUCUCUCUGGAGAGGAGCUAUCCAACGUAGAUGUGUACACGGUUUUCGUGAACGGCAUCGUGGUAGGCAAUGUGCAGAAUCAUCAGAGACUAGUGCAUCAAUUUAGAUUAUUGCGUAGAAAAGGAUAUAUCAGCAGUUUUGUAUCGAUAUACACGCAACAUCGGCACAAAUGCAUUCAAAUUAGCUCCGACGGUGGGCGACUGUGCAGGCCAUGCAUCAUUGUUAAAAAUGGGAAGCCUCUUGUUAAACCAAAAUGCAUAGAAGAUCUUGAACGAAAUAUUACAUCGUUUGAAGAUUUCCUUUAUGAUGGAUUAAUUGAAUAUUUAGAUGUAAACGAAGAGAAUGAUAGUUUAAUCGCCUGUACGGAAUCUGAAAUCAAUAACAACACGACGCAUCUGGAAAUCGCAGAGUUCACGGUGUUGGGGGUGUGUGCCGGAUUGAUACCAUAUCCCCAUCAUAAUCAGAGCCCGAGAAACACUUAUCAGUGCGCUAUGGGUAAACAGGCUAUGGGAAUCAUAGGGUACAAUCAGCGUAAUCGCAUUGACACAGUGAUGUACAAUCUGGUGUAUCCGCAAACACCCAUAGUGAAAACCCGAGCAAUCGAGUUGAUCAAUUACGAUAAAUUGCCAGCCGGUGAAAAUGCAAUUGUCGCUGUUAUGUCGUACAGUGGGUACGAUAUCGAGGACGCAUUGAUCUUUAACAAAGCCUCUGUUGAUAGAGGAUACGGGAGAUGUCUAGUAUAUCGAAACGCAAAAUGUACACUGAAGAAGUAUGCCAAUCAAACGCAGGACAGAAUCAUGGGACCAUCGAUAGACAUCAACACUAAGAAGCCUUUAUUGAAGCAUGAAAUCCUCGACAGUGAUGGCAUUGCAGCACCUGGUGAAAUGGUGGAAAAUAAGACGGUAAUGGUAAACAAGUCGGUGCCGGCGCCAAAUGAGAAUAUCGGCCCGGUGAGAUCCGGCAAUGUACAAACUCAAACGGAAUAUCGAAAUGCAGAAAUCCAAUUCAAAGGUUUAGUCCCAGCAUAUGUGGAAAAAGUUAUGAUAUCUAAGAACGCGGAUGAUGCCUUUUUAGUAAAGCUAUUGUUGAGGCAAACUCGAAGACCAGAAAUCGGCGACAAAUUCAGUAGUCGCCACGGACAGAAAGGUGUUAUAGGUUUAAUAGUCGAGCAAGAAGAUAUGCCAUUUAACGAUCAUGGUAUGUGUCCCGACAUAAUUAUGAACCCACAUGGUUUUCCUUCUAGAAUGACAGUUGGUAAACUGAUAGAGGUACUUGCGGGUAAAGCUGGUGUCGUGAAUGGAAGAUUCCAUGAUUCUACAGCGUUUAGUAACGCCAAAGUGGAAGAUAUCUGCGAAGAGUUGGCGAAGAAUGGUUAUAAUUAUUUGGGUAAAGAUUUUUUCUAUAAUGGUAUGACUGGAAGACCGCUAAUGGGAUACAUUUACUCGGGACCAGUUUAUUAUCAAAAAUUGAAACAUAUGGUACAAGACAAGAUACAUGCUCGUGCCAGAGGACCAAGGGUAGUCCUAACACGUCAGCCGACAGAAGGACGUGCUAGGGAAGGUGGUUUGCGACUGGGUGAAAUGGAACGUGACUGUCUAAUUGGUUACGGGGCUAGUAUGUUAUUAGUAGAGAGGCUUAUGAUAUCGAGUGAUGCUUUUAAGGUCGAUGUUUGUAACAAAUGCGGUCUAAUAGGAUACAAUGGUUGGUGCCAGAGAUGCCAAUCUAGCUCUUCCGUCUCGACAAUAACAAUGCCUUAUGCUUGUAAAUUAUUAUUCCAAGAACUACAGUCUAUGAACGUAGUACCACGUUUGUCCUUAAAGGAAUAUUGUGAUUGAUAGUUUAAAAAAUGUAAAAAAUGAAGAUUAUGGUUCAACAAUAAAAAGACUUCAAAUAUGGU
This is a messenger RNA of Monomorium pharaonis (pharaoh ant), 3565 nucleotides long. It is a transcript of the gene RpIII128, whose product is annotated as DNA-directed RNA polymerase III subunit RPC2. Gene Ontology annotation, cellular component: RNA polymerase III complex. NCBI's taxonomy places the organism in Eukaryota, Metazoa, Arthropoda, Insecta, Hymenoptera, Formicidae. The record is from RefSeq and is a predicted model, not a curated record. Gene Ontology annotation, molecular function: ribonucleoside binding; DNA binding; DNA-directed RNA polymerase activity. The transcript is spliced from 9 exons. Bases 120 to 3503 code for a protein of 1127 amino acids. Gene Ontology annotation, biological process: DNA-templated transcription.